GCCUAGUGCAAUACAGAUAGGCGCUUCAAAGCAAUAACUUGGUCUUGUUUAUAUAAACAGAAUCACAAAACUGCUUUUUCCAUACAUACCUAAUCAUCAAAUAUAUCGAAAAGCAAUGUCUUCUUCAAGGGUAGACUUAGAGAAGUAUCGAAUUCCACUAGAGGAGAUUAUUCGGGCCACAAGAAACUUCAGCUCAGAAACUCAGAUCGGAGAUGGUGGAUUUGGUAUGAUCUACAAAGGACAACUUUCUGAACACCGGAAAAACCACACAGUAGCCAUCAAACGCUUUAACAGGAAUGGAUAUCAAGGAAACAGCGAGUUCUAUAAGGAACUCAACAUGGUUUCUAGUUUCCACCAUCCAAACAUCAUUCCCUUCAUUGGUUACUGUGAUGAUGCCAAUGAAAAGAUCAUAGUUUAUGAGUAUGCUAUCUAUGGAAGCCUUGAUAGCCAUCUCCAAGACCCAAAUAAGUGGCGUUGCAUAACAUGGACACAAAGAUUAAGGAUUUGCUUAGGAGCAGCAAAAGGGCUCAAGUACCUUCAUUCGGAUAUAGGGAAGAACACAGUAAUUCACGGAGACGUGAAGAGUGCAAAUAUAUUGUUAGAUGAGAUUCUGCAAGCCAAAAUUUCUAAUUUUGGUUUGUCAAGAUUUGGUACAAGAAAUCGGCCACAUACCCAUCUUGUUACAAAGGCUUCGGGUAAGACGUUUUACCUUGAUCCCAUUUACAAUGAAAGAGACGAAGCCUUGAAAGUAUCAGACAUAUACUCAUUUGGAGUGGUACUCUUUGAAAUUUCAAGUGGGAUGCCAGCUUAUCGUGCAAGGUGCUUUGUAGAUGAUAAGGAACAAUAUCUACUGGACCUUGUCCGAAGCUACUAUGAUGAAGAUGAAUCGGGUGUAUUCAAGAAGCUAGUUGAUCCGGUUAUUAAAGAUCGUAUUGAUAUGGAAUCUUUUCAUAUGUUUAACGAUAUUGCACACCGGUGUAUUAACUUGGACUCGAAGAAACGUCCUACGAUGGAUAAGAUCAUCGCCAAGAUUGAGAAAGCGUUAAUUAUUCAAUUGAACCACGGCAGAGACUUAACGGAUACGAUCAACAACAUAGAAGAAGCAUUCCCGGAAGAUGAUGAAAAUAUAUAGUCCACUGCGGAACAAGAUACAGGGAUAAGAAGAAGUAGGGUGUGGAGCAUGGGAAGAUGAACCUGAUAAUGGGCAAUAGGAAAUCAUUUCCUGUUACCAAGAUUGGAAUUACUCUUUAGUGCUUAGUAGUGGGUUAGGUUUAGAUUUGAAUGAUUGCUGCUACUCGCCAGAGAUGAUGAGGAAUAUUAUUUCUUUUCAUGGUUUGUACAAACAAGGCUUUAGAUAUUUAUUUAAUAAUUAAAGUGGUUCUAUAAAUGCUUA
This is a messenger RNA of Lactuca sativa (garden lettuce), 1393 nucleotides long. RefSeq names its product putative receptor-like protein kinase At5g59700. Gene Ontology annotation, biological process: protein autophosphorylation. Gene Ontology annotation, molecular function: transmembrane receptor protein tyrosine kinase activity; ATP binding. Gene Ontology annotation, cellular component: plasmodesma; plasma membrane. NCBI's taxonomy places the organism in Eukaryota, Viridiplantae, Streptophyta, Magnoliopsida, Asterales, Asteraceae. The record is from RefSeq and is a predicted model, not a curated record.